AUGGGUCACUCCCACGGUUUGAGAUCGGGCACUCGCUAUGCCUUCAGCCGCGGCUUCAAGGAGAACGGCAUGAUCCGUCUGUCGACCUACCUGAAGACUUACCGGGUUGGCGACAUUGUGGAUAUCAAGGUCAACGGUGCCGUUCAGAAGGGUAUGCCCUACAAGGUCUACAACGGUAAGACCGGUGUCGUCUACAACGUGACCAAGUCUUCCGUCGGUGUCAUCAUCUACAAGGUUGUCGGCAACCGCUACAUGGAGAAGCGCAUCAACGUUCGUAUCGAGCACGUCAAGCACUCCCGUUCCCGUGAGGACUUCAUCAAGCGUGUCAAGGAGAACGCCGCCAAGAAGCGCCAGGCCAAGGAGCAGGGCAUCCACCUCCACCUGAAGAGACAGCCUGCCAUGCCCCGUGAGGGCCACGUUGUCGAGGGUGUUGCCGCUGAGACCAUCACCCCCAUCCCUUACGACACCCACAUCUAA
Messenger RNA from Aspergillus udagawae, 477 nucleotides. RefSeq names its product 60S ribosomal protein eL21. The record is from RefSeq and is a predicted model, not a curated record. Gene Ontology annotation, cellular component: cytosolic large ribosomal subunit; ribosome. The coding region runs from base 1 to 477 and encodes 158 amino acids. Gene Ontology annotation, biological process: translation. The transcript is spliced from 4 exons. Gene Ontology annotation, molecular function: structural constituent of ribosome. Lineage: Eukaryota; Fungi; Ascomycota; Eurotiomycetes; Eurotiales; Aspergillaceae.